AUGACAUCCCUAGCUCCUGAUAUUGAUGUCGAUGAGGCAGAUAUUUACGUUCUUUCUCAGGGGUUGGAGAAGUCUAACAAAUUGGCUCUUGAAAUAAAUAAAUCCUUGAGGAAGAUAUCGUCAACGUCAAGCCAAUCAACCCAGCUUUUCACACCCAUCUUAUCCAGAAACAAUAUGUUAAUUACCUUACAGAGAAAUAUUGAAAGUACCUUGAACUCUGUUGCAUCUGUGAAAGAUCUAGCUAACGAGGCUUCCAAAUAUGAAAUUAUUUUGCGGAGAGGGAUUGGGAAGAUUGGUCUGAAGCAAUACACACAAAUAAUGCACAAACUGGAUGAUAUGGUGGAAGAUAUCAAGUCCGGGAAAGAGCCCAAUGCUGAGUUUUAUGGUAUUCUGACGCAUUUGACCGACUUGAUCAGGCAGAGCGAAAACCAGCUGAAACUUUAUUUCACAGCUGUCAUCAACUCACUUCCUGAUUUUGACCCUAUGAUCAAUAUGGAAAAAAGAAUUCCUUUCCCAUACUACAAUGAUCAGCAGCUAAAUGAAUUGACAUGGAUCCUGGACUAUUUUUAUAACAACAGUGAGGGCUCUCUGAUUGAAACUGUUUUUGUGCACCAAAGAAGUGAGAAAAUUAUCAAGUGCAUGGGGUUCUUGGAGCCUUUUGUUAAGAAAAUUACAGGUGCCAAGGGCGCACCUUAUGAAAAAGGGAGCAAUGGGAUGUUAAAUUAUACAGAAGCUUUAUUGGGUUUCAUUGCCAACGAAAGAUCUCUUGUUAAUGAUCUUUAUUCGCAGUAUACAGCAUUACAACCAAAUGUACUCAUAUCGAUUAUCACUCCAUUGCUAAAGGUAUAUUCCAAGCUAUUUCUAACGAACAUAACUGCGGUACAGGAUAACUUGCAAAACAUUGGUAUAUACAGUUUCGAAUUGGUUGAAUCGGUCGAAAAGGUUAUCAAAGCUCUAAGGUUCAAUAAGGAAUUGGAGCAUCAUCCCUUAUUGCGAAGCUGCGUAGAUAAAGUGCAUUCUGUGACAAAAUCCUUAUACAAAGAUACGGUUCAGAGAAUAGUGCAACGAGUCAAUUUGCUAUCAUCUGUGCCGAGUGAUAGUGGUGUUUCUGAACCAACUGUUGAUACCAUGUCCAGAUUAAGAAAGUUCAGCGAAUAUCAAACUGGUUGUUUAAAUGCAAUGAAUGGGAUUUCCCGGGAAGAUUGGAUGGUGGAACCGUUGACGGAUAAAGAGAGUACCUUCAAUCAAGGUUCUUUACAGAACGCAAGCAACGAUGCUCUACUAUCAUGCUUUUUUAGUGAUUGUGUUGAUCUUCUGUUGGUCAGUUUAGAAAAGAGAGCUCAGAUGUUAUUAUCACAAGUAGAGGGUGGCUCAGGCAAGAAUCAUAAACAAAGAAUUGGCUUUUUUGCGUUGAUGAACAUAACCUUGGUGGAGGAAAUUGUCCAGAAAUCAAACUUGAAUGCGAUCAUUGCGCGGGAGGGUCACACCAGACUUGAAAAACUAAAAAAGAGGUACAUAGGAUACAUGGUCGAGGAUUGGAGGUCUCUAACUGCCAUCCUGAUGGAUUCUGUUCAUAUUGAUAGCACAGGGAAAAAAACAAAGGACAAGGAGCUUAUCAAGGAAAAAUUCAGGAAAUUUAAUGCAGGCUUCGAGGAACUGGUAUCGAAAGCCAAACAAUACAGACUCAACAAUGAUUCUUUAAAGCAAAUCUUAAAGUCUGAAAUUCUGUCUCUGGUGAUUCCAAUGUAUGAGAGAUUCUACAGUAGAUACAAGGACUUUUUCAAAAAUCCAAGGAAACAUAUCAAAUUUACACCUGGUGAACUGACUUCCACUAUUAACCAGUUGGUCAAAUAG
Messenger RNA from Huiozyma naganishii CBS 8797, 1854 nucleotides. It is a transcript of the gene EXO70, whose product is annotated as GTP-Rho binding exocyst subunit EXO70. Lineage: Eukaryota; Fungi; Ascomycota; Saccharomycetes; Saccharomycetales; Saccharomycetaceae. Gene Ontology annotation, cellular component: exocyst. The transcript has a single exon. Gene Ontology annotation, molecular function: phosphatidylinositol-4,5-bisphosphate binding. Gene Ontology annotation, biological process: exocytosis. Bases 1 to 1854 code for a protein of 617 amino acids. The record is from RefSeq and is a predicted model, not a curated record.